Molecule: messenger RNA, 1014 nt
Organism: Phyllostomus discolor (pale spear-nosed bat)
Lineage: Eukaryota; Metazoa; Chordata; Mammalia; Chiroptera; Phyllostomidae
Gene: CCDC85B
Product: coiled-coil domain containing 85B
Exons: 1
Coding region: 165-773 (202 amino acids)
Biological process (GO): negative regulation of DNA-templated transcription
Cellular component (GO): nucleus
Source: RefSeq, a predicted model, not a curated record
GGCGCGCGCCCCGCCGCGUGCCCACCCCUGAGCUGCUGCUGCAGCCUACGCUAGCCGGCCACAGCCUGCCGCGGGCGGAGCCGGGUCCAGACCCGCGCGGGGCUCGACGUGGGGCACCUGGACCGCGGCAGCGGGCAGGCGAUGCUCCAGAGACCUGAGCAGUCAUGGAGGCCGAGGCAGGCGGCCUGGAGGAGCUGACGGAUGAGGAGAUGGCGGCGCUGGGCAAGGAGGAGCUGGUGCGGCGCCUGCGGCGGGAGGAGGCGGCGCGCCUGGCGGCUCUGGUGCAGCGCGGCCGCCUCAUGCAGGAGGUGAAUCGACAGCUGCAGGGUCACCUAGGCGAAAUCCGCGAGCUCAAGCAGCUUAACCGGCGCCUGCAGGCCGAGAAUCGGGAGCUGCGCGACCUCUGCUGCUUCCUGGACUCGGAGCGCCAGCGCGGGCGGCGCGCUGCGCGCCAGUGGCAGCUCUUCGGGACCCAGGCAUCCCGGGCUGUGCGUGAGGACCUAGGCGGUUGUUGGCAGAAGCUGGCCGAGCUGGAGGGCCGCCAGGAAGAGCUGCUACGGGAGAACCUAGCGCUUAAAGAGCUCUGCCUGGCGCUGGGUGAGGAGUGGGGCCCCCGCAGCAGUCCUGGUGGCGUGGGGGGCUCAGGCACCGGGCCGACCCCGGAGCUCACCUUGCCCCCCUGCGGGCCCCGCGACCUGGGCGAUGGAAGCUCCAGCACCGGCAGCGUGGGUAGUCCUGAUCAGUUACCCCUGGCUUGUUCCCCAGAUGACUGAGGGCGCAGCUUCCUUCGCGCCGACGCCCGCCCGGAUGUCCCCCCAAGCGCCGCGGUUGCGGUGUACCUCGGGACCUGGAAGCCGCCCGGCUGCGCACGAGGGGCCGCUGGCAUGGACUUAGACACCCUGGCAAUGAGGAGGGCCCCUUGCUUUCGCUGGCGGGGCAAGAGGGGACUGGAAGCUGGAGCAGAGGGACUGGCAAGGGGCUGGGUGGCGGCUAAUAAACUGGGACGGAAGCAGA